Messenger RNA from Amoebophrya sp. A25, 10309 nucleotides. The record is from the annotation of a GenBank genome assembly. Lineage: Eukaryota; Dinophyceae; Syndiniales; Amoebophryaceae.
GGACUCCACAAAAUGAUGAUCGCAAAUAACGAAGUGCUGAAACAAGAAAGAGCAUGUAAUAAAAAGGUAGAGCAGUGUCAACAGAAAGAGACAACUAUCAUGAUUUGCACGUAUCGAAGAUAGUACUAGAGAUUCCUCAUCAUCGUGUUUGUGUUUGUGAGCUCGGAUGUGAAAAAGCAUGUAUGGCCAUCAUGAACGAUGGUAGAAACAGGGACUACAGCAUGCAUGCAGUUGCUGCGCUCCGCUUUGCCGACUUCAUACUACCUCUUUGCUGCACUUCGUCGUGAUCACCGGCCGAGUGCUUGCCGACUAAGUGCUUUGAAAGACUUGUCGCAAGUUGUGAGGCUUCGUGUUUUACUAGUAGUACAAACAUCCUGAGACGCACAUCCUUCUGAAGUAGAUAGUAGGACACAAAAAAAAGAUGCCAUGAAGUAGGUUUCAUGAAGUAGGAGCUGCCAUGAAAUGACAAGUGCAUCUUCAGAUGCCAUGAAGUAGGACUAGGAGCUGCCAUGUUGGCAUGACAAGUGCAGUAUCUUGAGACAGACGCAUCGAUUCUGAGGAUGUUUCUCAAGCGAGUGAGGCACGGAACGGCGAAGGUCACAAUGUUGCUCUUACAAGUCUUCCUUUCCUUUGCCUUACUCCGGGAGCACACGGCGACGGCCGGACAUCGUGGACAGCGACCUGUUGGCACUUUCGGUUUGCGGUCCUCAACCCUAAGGCUUAGAAAAAGGGUCUCUGAGGUGUUGAUGUUGGUCCAUUGCAUUUGAAAUGUAGACUUUCAUCUUUCGUGAGACAGGAGCCUUUAAACAUUUCAACUACAUGUCUGAAUAUUUUUGUGAAGUGAUCAGAACAAUGUAAACAGAGAUCUAAAUGAUCAAUAUCAGAUUCAGACUUUGUUGUUGAUCUUGAUGCUGUCAGUGGCCUUUUAUGGCCUCUUUAAAGUCCAAGAUUCCUCCACCUUCUCUAAGACGAGCAACGAUUGCUGCGGCUUUUGGUUCAGUGGGACCGCUGUCGUCGAUCUUAUUACCGUUAAGGGCUACCACCAAAUUUCAUUCCCCAGUACUAGACCAUCCUUGGCCUUUUUUCUACUUAAAAAAGGCGCCAGGGAUGUUCUGAUGGGGUCUAAUUCUGCAUUCUGUAAUCUUACCGUCUUGUUCUUUGGUCAGCGUAUACGGGUACAGCGUCACACAGAACGCCACAGAUAUGACAUCCAGAGACUGGCUACGUACUUUAUUGCCUUUUGAUGGGGACCAUUCAGUUAGACUUUGUUUAUACAUACUUGUUGGCGAGAAACCAGUAUAAUUGGUAGUAGAAUUAUCUACAAGACUGUACUCUGAGACUGUACUAUUUUUAGACUGUAAGAAAUCAGAAUCUAGGAGAGUUGUUACCACCACAGGAAUAAACGUUCCCAUCCUCAGAUUCCCAGCGAGACCGCAAGUAUGAAUUCGGGGAUCUGACAGACACUGAUGAGGACGAGGACGACAGGGCUCCCAGAGCCUCCAGCUUUAUCCACCGACUGUCACCGCAAGCAGGCAGUUUAUUACAAGUCUCGUCUUAUGGCUGAAUAAAUCCUCAUCCCGCUACACUUGUAGUAUUCUGAUGUUUUCUCCGUUCUUUAGAUUUUGCUUAGGCAUACAAAAAAAAAAACACAACACAAAAAAAUGGAAGACGCGCAAAUAUCGGGUCGUUUGAAAAUCGGCGCGUUUGAAAAAAGGGGGGGUUUGAAUUGCUGCGUUACUAAGGAGGGGACGGAGGUGGCCGGGCCUUGCAAGAGCGAGCCGCGCCCUGCGAGGGAGGGCCGCGCCUUGCAAGUGCGCGCCGCGUCUUGCGAGUGCGCGCCGUAGGUAGGGCGCGGCCUUGUCUUGGCGAGCCGCGUCUUGCUCUUGCGAGUGCGAGGCGCGUCCUGCGGGUGCGGGUCGCGUCUUGCGAGUGUGGGUCGCGUCUUGCGGGUGUGAGUCGCGUCCUGCGAGUGCGAGCCGCGUCUUGCGAGUGCGAGCCGCGUCGUGCGAGGGCGCGCGUGAGUGCGAGCGCGAGCGCGAGCACGGGCCGCGUCUUGCGCGUCACGCCUUGCGAAUGUGGGCGGGCCGCGUCUUGCGAGUGCGAGCCGCGUCCUGUGAGUGCGAGCCGCGUGCUGCGAGUGUGCGCCGUGGAUUGCGGGGGUGAGUGGCCGCGCUGUGUGAGUGCGAGCCGCCUCUUGCGAGUGCGGGCCGCGUCUUGCGAGUGCGAGCCGCCGUCGCGCCUUGCGAGUGCGAGCCGCGUCGUGCGAGUGCAAGGCUGAGCCGCGGCGCCUUGUGGGUGCGACUGCCAGAGCUGGCUGCGCCGUGCGAGUGCGAGCCGCGUGCGUCUUGUGAGUGUGAGCUGCGGGCGUCGUGUGAGUGCGAGCAGCUCUCUGUGAGUGCGGGCCGCGCCUUGUGCGCCGCGUUCUGCGAGUGCGCGGCGUGUCCUGCGAGUGCGAGCCGCAUCCUGCGAGUGCGAGUCGCUUGCUGCGGGUGUGGGUCGCGUGCUGCGAGUGUGAGCCAUGUCUGUGCUGCGAGUUGCGUCUUGUGAGUGCGGGCCGCGUCUUGUGAGUGCGCGCCGCAUCUUGUGAGUGUGAUGCGCGUGCUGCGAGUGCGGCCCGCGUGCUGCGAGUGUGGGCCGCGUGCUGCGAGUGCGGGCCGCGUGCCUGCUGCGAAAGCGGGCCGCGUCGCGUGCUGCGAGUGCGGGUCGCGCCUUGCGAGUCGUGUCUUGCGAGUCAGUGCGAGCCGCGUCGUGCGAGCGCGGGCCGCGUCUUGCGAGUGCGAGCGAGCCGCGUCUUGCGAGUGCGAGCCCCGUCGUGUGAGUGCGAGCCCCGUCGUGCGAGUGUGAUCCGCGUCGUGCGAGUGGGUGCGAGCUGCGCUCUGCGAGCGUGAGUCGCGUCCCGCGAGUGCGGGCCGCGUCUUGUGAAUAAGAGCCGCGUCUUGCGAAUGUGAGUCGCGUCCCGCGAGUGUGACGGAGCCGCGUCUUGCGAGUGUGAGUCGCGUCUUGCGAUUUUGAGCCGCGGGCGCCUUGUGGGUGUGGGGAUGCGUGUCGUGUGAGUGAUGUUCGCGCCUUGCGAGUGCGAGCCGCGUCCACCUGCGAGCGUGGGCCGCGUCUAGCGAGGGCGAGCCGCGUCCUGUGGGUGUGAGUCGCGUCGUGUGGGUGUGAUUCGCGUCGUGUGAGUGCGCGCCGCGUCUUGCGAGUGCGAGUGAGUCACGUCUUGCGAGUGCGCGUCGCGUGCGUCUUGCGAGUGUGAGUGCGAGUCGCGUCUUGCGAGUCGCGUCGGUCUUGCGAGUGCGAGUCGCGUCUUGCGAGUGCGAGUCGCGUCUUGCGAGUGCGAGUCGCGUCUUGCGAGUGCGAGUCGCGUCUUGCGAGUGCGAGUCGCGUCUUGCGAGUGCGAGUCGCGUCUUGCGAGUGCGAGUCGCGUCUUGCGAGUGCGAGUCGCGUCUUGCGAGUGCGAGUCGCGUCUUGCGAGUGCGAGUCGCGUCUUGCGAGUGCGAGUCGCGUCUUGCGAGUGCGAGUCGCGUCUUGCGAGUGCGAGUCGCGUCUUGCGAGUGCGAGUCGCGUCUUGCGAGUGCGAGUCGCGUCUUGCGAGUGCGAGUCGCGUCUUGCGAGUGCGAGUCGCGUCUUGCGAGUGCGAGUCGCGUCUUGCGAGUGCGAGUCGCGUCUUGCGAGUGCGAGUCGCGUCUUGCGAGUGCGAGUCGCGUCUUGCGAGUGCGAGUCGCGUCUUGCGAGUGCGAGUCGCGUCUUGCGAGUGCGAGUCGCGUCUUGCGAGUGCGAGUCGCGUCUUGCGAGUGCGAGUCGCGUCUUGCGAGUGCGAGUCGCGUCUUGCGAGUGCGAGUCGCGUCUUGCGAGUGCGAGUCGCGUCUUGCGAGUGCGAGUCGCGUCUUGCGAGUGCGAGUCGCGUCUUGCGAGUGCGAGUCGCGUCUUGCGAGUGCGAGUCGCGUCUUGCGAGUGCGAGUCGCGUCUUGCGAGUGCGAGUCGCGUCUUGCGAGUGCGAGUCGCGUCUUGCGAGUGCGAGUCGCGUCUUGCGAGUGCGAGUCGCGUCUUGCGAGUGCGAGUCGCGUCUUGCGAGUGCGAGUCGCGUCUUGCGAGUGCGAGUCGCGUCUUGCGAGUGCGAGUCGCGUCUUGCGAGUGCGAGUCGCGUCUUGCGAGUGCGAGUCGCGUCUUGCGAGUGCGAGUCGCGUCUUGCGAGUGCGAGUCGCGUCUUGCGAGUGCGAGUCGCGUCUUGCGAGUGCGAGUCGCGUCUUGCGAGUGCGAGUCGCGUCUUGCGAGUGCGAGUCGCGUCUUGCGAGUGCGAGUCGCGUCUUGCGAGUGCGAGUCGCGUCUUGCGAGUGCGAGUCGCGUCUUGCGAGUGCGAGUCGCGUCUUGCGAGUGCGAGUCGCGUCUUGCGAGUGCGAGUCGCGUCUUGCGAGUGCGAGUCGCGUCUUGCGAGUGCGAGUCGCGUCUUGCGAGUGCGAGUCGCGUCUUGCGAGUGCGAGUCGCGUCUUGCGAGUGCGAGUCGCGUCUUGCGAGUGCGAGUCGCGUCUUGCGAGUGCGAGUCGCGUCUUGCGAGUGCGAGUCGCGUCUUGCGAGUGCGAGUCGCGUCUUGCGAGUGCGAGUCGCGUCUUGCGAGUGCGAGUCGCGUCUUGCGAGUGCGAGUCGCGUCUUGCGAGUGCGAGUCGCGUCUUGCGAGUGCGAGUCGCGUCUUGCGAGUGCGAGUCGCGUCUUGCGAGUGCGAGUCGCGUCUUGCGAGUGCGAGUCGCGUCUUGCGAGUGCGAGUCGCGUCUUGCGAGUGCGAGUCGCGUCUUGCGAGUGCGAGUCGCGUCUUGCGAGUGCGAGUCGCGUCUUGCGAGUGCGAGUCGCGUCUUGCGAGUGCGAGUCGCGUCUUGCGAGUGCGAGUCGCGUCUUGCGAGUGCGAGUCGCGUCUUGCGAGUGCGAGUCGCGUCUUGCGAGUGCGAGUCGUGUCCUGCGAGUGCGAGCCGCGUCUUGCGAGUGCGAGUCGCGUCCUGCGAGUAUGAGUCGCGUCCUGCGAGUGCGAGUCGCGUCCUGCGAGUGCGAGCCGCGUCUUGCGAGUGCGGGCCGCGUCUUGCGAGUGCGAGUCGCGUCUUAAGAGUGCGAGUCGCGUCUUAAGAGUGCGAGCCGCGUCUUGCGAGUGCGAGUCGCGUCUUGCGAGGGUGAGCCGCGUCUUGUGAGUGCGAGCCGCGUCUUGCGGGUCGCGUCUCGCGAGUGCCAGCUGGGCGGGUGGGUCUUGCGAGUCGCGUUGUGUGAGCGCGAGCCGCUUCUGUUCUUGCGAGUGUGGGUCGUGCUUAGCGAGUCGCGCGCGCCGCGUCUUGCGAGUGCGAUUUGCGUUCUGCGAGUGUGAGUUCGUUGCGCCUUGUGAGUCGCGUCUUGUGAGUGCGGGCCGCGUCUUGCCUUGCGGAUGCGCGUCGCGUCUUGCGAGUGUGAGUGAGUCGCGUCUUGCGAGUGUGGGCCGCGUCUUGUGAGUGUGGUUCGCGUCUUGCGAGUGUGGGCUGCGCCUUGCCUUCUCUUGUGAGUAUGAGCCGCGUCGUGUGGGUCGCGUCGUGUGGGUCGCGUCGCGUGAGUCGCGUCGUGUGGGUCUUGUCGUGCAGGGCGCGUCGUGUGAGUGUGGGCCGCGUCGUGUGAGUGUGGGCCGCGUGCUGCGAGUGUGGGUCGCGUGCUGUGAGUGUGGGUCGCGUGCUGCGAGUGUGAGCCGCGCCGCGCGAUUCAGUGUUGGCCGCGUCGGUCUUGCGAGGGAGUGCGGGCAGGAUCUUCUUUGGCGAGUGCGAGCCGCGUUCUCUGUCUCUUGUGAGUGUGAGCCGUGUCGUGUGAGUGUGGGCUGCGUCUUGCAAUUGUGUGCGUGAGUCACAUUUCGUGAGUGUGGGCCGCGUCUUGCGAGUGUGAGCGAGCCGCGUCCACUUGUGAGCGUAAGUCGCGCCCACUUGCGAGCGUGGGCCGCGUCUACUUGUGAGCGUGGGCCGCGUCUGCUUGUGGUUGUGAGGAUAGGCCGCGUCUACUUGUGAGCGCGCGCCGCGGUAGUUUGCGAGUGUGAGGGGGUCGCGUCUUGUCAGUGUGAGUCUGUGGCUUGUCUCCUUUGCGAGUGUGGGGCGCGUGAGUCUUGGCCUGCGAGGAGUGCGAGCCGCGUCUUGCGCGUGUGGGCGGUUGUGUUUUGUGAGUUCGGGUCGCGUCUUGUGAGUGCGCAGCGCGCUGCGUCUAUUCUUGUGAAUGCGAGCCGUGUCGUGUGAGUGUGGGCCGCGUCUUGUGAGUGCGAGCGAGGGGCCAUGUUCGGCGAGUGUGAGCCGUGUCGUGUGAGUACUGGCCACGUCUUGCGAGUGUGCGCCGCGUCUCUUGAGUGCGCGGGCGCCGCGUCUUGUGGGUGUGCGUCCGUCGCGUCGUGUGAGAAUGCGCCGCAUCUAGUGAGUGCGAGCGGCGCCCGCGUCGUGUGAGUGUGGGCCGCCUCUCGCGCGUGCGGUUCGCGUCUUGCGAGUGUGGGCCGCGUCUUGCGAGCAGUCUGCGAGGCGCGUCUUGUGAGUGUGAACCCUGUCAGGCGAGUGGCUGUGCGUCGUGUCUUGCGAGCUGUGUGCGCGUCGUGCUCCCUCACGGAUGUCGUGCCAAGGAGAGCGAGCCAAACUCUCUCGGACGUGAGUCGUGUCGCGUGAGACUGAGUGUGCGUCGGGUCUUGCUCUUUUGAGUGUGGGCCGCGUCUCCUCUUGUGAAGAAAUGCGAGCUGGCCGCAGCUUGCGAGUGUUAGCUGCGUUGUGUGAAUGCGAGCCACGUCGUGGGAGCGUGGGUGAGUCGAUUCUUGCGAGUAUGUCUUCCGCACGUCUCGCGAAUGAGUGGGCUUGUGAGUGAGUGCGAGCCGCGCCAGUGAGUCUUGUGGGUGUGAGUCGCGUCGUGCGAGUGUGAGGGGGUCCCGCUUGGCGGGUGUGAGUCGUGUCGUGUGAGUACCCGCCGCGCCUUCUUAGUGUGAGCUGAGCCGCGCCUUCUGAGUGUGAGCUGAGCCGCGUCUUCUGAGUUGUAUGGGCCGCGUCUUGGGAGUGUGAGAGAGAGGGCCACGCUGGGUGGUUGUGAGUCGCGUCGUGUGAGUGCGAGUCGCGUCUUGGUUGCGGGUGUGGUUCGUGUCUUUUGGGUUUGCUUCGUGCCUUGUGACUCUGAGCGCGGGCCGCGUCUUGCGGGUGCGGGUUGUCUUGUGUCUUGUGAGUGCUGUGAGCCGCGUCUUGUGAUGAGUCAGCGCGAGGCGUGCCUUGUGAGUUUGGGGCAAGUAGAUGGGACCAGGGUGCAUGUAGCUGCAAAGAAACAUGCCAGGGCUGGCUGGGUCGGGAGUGGCUGAGACUCUUGCUGGGCUGUCCCAGAAUGAGAACGAAGCCGCGCAGGAUUGCCUUGGGGCUUGCGUGCUCCCUUGCCGCCCGACCUCCUUGCGAUUACAUGAAGCGGGCGCGGCUGAAGCUGAGCAUGUCUUAGCCUUGGGUGGGGGCUGCCGGGCCGCAGGUCGCGCUGCCUCGAGGGCGAAGGAAUGGGGCUGCGCCUGGGCUAGGGGCUUGUAGAAACCGCCUGACCGCCUUGAAAGAGCGGGGGCGCGAGAUUGUGGCGGCGUGGGUGUGUCCUCGACUCGGCGGCGUGCUUGAAUGAGUGACGGAGGGGAGAGCGGGCUGGAGGUGUGCUGGGUUAGAGUGGAUCGCGCGGGGCAGCUGGGUGGCGUCGCAAAUUGAAGCUAUGUAUGCUGCUCGGGGGCUCGGUUUUGGCUGGUGGUGCUUGUGCAGGGGCUUCGCUUUCUUUCAAACGGGUCGAUUUUGUUUCAAAGGGGUCGAUUUUAUUCAAAGCGUUCGAUUUUUUCAAUAGGAAGGAUUUUGGUCGAUUCCUUACAAAUCGACUACUACAAGAUUCUACAAAAGUCAUCCCCAGAUGCCUACAAAUUGUAUCCUUUGAAAGCCUACAAAAAAAAUCCAUCGCUUUGAUCUCUCUCAGUAGUUUUCCCGUUGAAUCUUAGGCAUCUGGUCUGCUGCUUCUUUCAAACGCUACGAUUUAUUCAAACACUACGAUUUUUCUUGUUUUCUUUCUUUUUUACCACUUGCUUUCUUUCUUUUUUACCACUUGCUUGCAACUUUUCUUUGAUACAAAUUCCAAGAAAUUAUUGUCAAGCUCUAAUUUGUGGGAGAGGGCGACACGGUACGAGAUGAGAUGAGUCCGGAGGAGUGUCGCCUAGCAGUGAGUCGGUGCCACGAAGAUCUAGCGGUAGUAAGAAAGACAAUAUUAAGGCUUCAGGUAACCCAUCUCCAGAAGCAUCCUGGGACCUUCCUCUAAGGGAAAAGCAAGUCCAGGAUGACACUCAAGAAGGAUUCCAGGAGGCUCUAACAAUACAAGAUCUAGUACAACAGCAGCAAAGUCGAACACUAGGACCUACUGCAACGCGAAGCGCCCUUCUCGCUGCAGCCCCAUCACAACGACAGGGGAUUUCACAAGGCGAAGUUGUAGCGCACGAGCUGCCUGGAAGACCUCAUGCUCGAGCGCCACCUCAAAGCGAAAACUUUGUCGACUUUGUGAAGUUAGCGGAUGAGAAUGUUGAAAAUAACAGACGAGAAUGGACGCAGCAUACGAGCGUUACAAAGAACUACAUGUUAAGGCUGUCAUGAUUUCAUCCUCGACUGUGCCAUUCUUGAGCAAAGGUAUGGGGAGCGAAGUAUCGUUGGGGGAAAACGCUCCUCCAUACUUUUCAAAGAUGCAGCCGAAAGCUGAAUCGCGCAGAAGUCUAACUAUCGUGGCAAGCGGUGCGCCGGCUGGCGAUGUUGAGCGCGUUGCCCUUCCUCUCAAUAUCAUCCACAUCAGAUACAAUAAGCACUCGCCGGCCCCUAUCAUGCAACAGCUGACACUCCUUGAAGAUCAGGAGGUUUUUGCGCAGAUGUGCCGUGGUGACUACGACUUCGACGCUGAGAAGACAUUUUUGCAGGGUCAUGAUGAUUAUCAAGUUGACAGACGGAGCGUUACGAUAAAGAAACUCAUCAUCCUCAAAUCACUGACAGCAAUUCCAAAAAAUUUGCUUCCUUGCUGAGUACACAGGUGACCCGGGAAAUGAAGCGGGUAGCCCGUGAGUGUGAAGAGCUAGGGUUCUGCGGCUGCGGUUGGGGAGGGCGCGGCUGUGCUGCUUUGGAAGGCUGGCGCGCGAUGGAUCUCCACCUGAGAGCGUCGCGCACGAUCUGCAAAUCCCCAUACCAUGGCUUUCUGGAGUCCUGUGGACGUUUGGAGACCAUGGCCAAUCCCUUCGGAGAUUUCUCGUCAAAUGUGUCGCGAAAACUGCUGCUUUUUUGCCUGAAAGUUGUCGCGGAUUUCGCUCCUGUUGGGUUUUGUUGAUGCAUGAGGAUCCAGCAACAAAGCCUUGAUGGUUUUUUUUUUUUGCAUGAGGGUCCGCGCACUGCUUGUCUUUCCCAAGCAAAAGCGCCGACUUCUAGUGGGCGGACCUCGUCAAAAAUGCGGCCCAAUAAAAGCCAUCAACGCCUUUAAGCUCAGAGGCUGGCGACACCUUUGCUGGCGCCUUUCUGUUGCAUGAAGCUGUCGACCAAUCUAGCUGAGGAAGCCCGCUCAUCGGAACCACAAGAGAAGAGAACCAGUCCCCAAUUUUGAGUCUUCGCGGAUCCCUAGUGCCAACCUUUGGCGGAGGCCGGUCGCCGGUCUUCUGAAGACCCUCGCAGACCCGCCGUCGCUAGCCCGUCUCGCCACCAGCCGUUCCCCAGCCCACCCUUCAGGUGGACUGGUUAGCCCAAGCCAGCUACUCAAAGGCAAAAAAAAUUCGCGGUCAGUGUUUUUUGAUGAUGAUGGGCUUUUUUAUCUUAAUGGAGGGGGGGGUUAGGGCGCGCGACCUCGCGCAUGUGCCGGACAUAGCCAUGGAACUGAGGGAGACCUUUGGCAUCCAGGGGGCAGACGGUUAAGGGUCAAUAUACUUACUUCAUUUCUAUAAGUCAUUUCUAAUUAGCUCCUUCCUAGGCUUGGAAGAAAUGUAGGCAAGAAGUGAAUUGUUUUGAGCUCUAUCUAAGACGUAGGACGGUUCACAACUCAAAUCGCCGGCACAGACGAGAACGAGGCGCGCCAGGUCAGAAUGAGGGACUUCUAUGAAUAUUUCACCAGUGGUCUUCGCGAUGGACUGGAAAAUGUACGCCUUACGGGGAGUCACUUUACUGAUGCUGGAGAGGUGAUUCAAUAUCUCAAGGGAAAGGUAGAGUCUCCUUCCAGUGGUCGGUAUAUAUAUAGCUUCGUAGUAACAUGUGAAACACCCGAGCCAAAGUACGGAGCGUUUUCGCCCUACAGAAUGCUCGAAGUUCGCUUUUCAUUUGUUGCGUAUUCGUGA